Messenger RNA from Brassica napus (rape), 493 nucleotides. RefSeq lists its product as uncharacterized. The transcript has 4 exons. NCBI's taxonomy places the organism in Eukaryota, Viridiplantae, Streptophyta, Magnoliopsida, Brassicales, Brassicaceae. Bases 54 to 302 code for a protein of 82 amino acids. Gene Ontology annotation, biological process: transcription by RNA polymerase III. The record is from RefSeq and is a predicted model, not a curated record. Gene Ontology annotation, cellular component: transcription factor TFIIIC complex.
AAAGAAAUAAUGAAUCGGUGAAGGUGAGUAAAGAGGAGGAGGAAUAUGUGCUGAUGGAUCUCGACGAUGUUUCGAGGCACAUUGACAUCCCACCAGACGCUCCUUAUACUCUAUCAGGUUUGGAUACUUUGAAUCCCAUAUUGACCAUUGAUGGGAAAAUCAAGCUGGUUGGAGAAUACUUGGAGACAAUUGGUACAUGUCUUGCUUUCUCUGAUAAGGAAGUUGCAGCAGCUGAAUAUCAGACACCACGCAAGACUGUCGAGCCUGUUGCCAAGAUCCACAAGAUUCUAAGUUUAGGCUAGCAUUAGAUAAUGACGAUGGAGAAACAAGACCAACCACCUUGUAAACAAGGUCUUUCUAGUUUAAAUAGCGUUAUGUUAAGUGAAAGAGAGUGUUUUAAGUUUUCUGUUGACUUAUUGAAUCAUAAUUAACAAAACAAUAGUGACAUACUGACAUGUGUUGUUCUUUUCUUAAGAAUCCAUCUGUAACUUUC